Molecule: messenger RNA, 4005 nt
Organism: Lingula anatina
Lineage: Eukaryota; Metazoa; Brachiopoda; Lingulata; Lingulida; Lingulidae
Product: protein-lysine N-trimethyltransferase SMYD5
Biological process (GO): negative regulation of gene expression, epigenetic
Molecular function (GO): protein binding; histone H4K20 methyltransferase activity
Source: RefSeq, a predicted model, not a curated record
AGGAACAAAUUCUGUCACUGAGACUGCCUGUAUAUUAAAGUAAGUCAAACUUUCUUCAAAUUGUCAGACACAAAUAUCUUGAUAUUUGUACGUGGUCUUACAUAGAUUAUCGGUGUCUGCUUAUUGCGCGAGAGAACAAUUAUUUUGAACGUUAGCGUAUAGCAUAUAGAUCUUUUCUCUUACAUGUGGGCGUUUUAUUCCACGUGCCCAUUUAACAAAAAAUCUUUAAUUGUGUUAUUAUGAUUAUGCACCGUUUUCCAAACAGAAAGUCAUUUAGUAGUAGAAUUCUUCAGACAUGAUAAAAGAGGGUAUAUGUGCGCUGUAUGCAUUGGGGAUACUCAGGGUGCUAAUUUUUGACCCGGAAAACGUUUGAUUGUAAUUUGUUAUGUUUACCUCGUCUCCCUUUACCUUCUACCAGGGCCACAGAUUGAUUUUUCAUGGGAUAUUCACAGAUAUGUCUUUAGAUAAAUAGACGGUCAUUUUAUUAUCUCUGGAUUUUCCCGUUAUUCCCUAUAUAAUCUGCCACCCUGGUAGAGGGUAUAGUCCUCCUUUGAGGCUUUAGAUCAGUAUCUGUAGACAGGUGAGACAGAGUGAAUCUCAUGAAAUUUUCUCAGAUAAGUCCAGGAUACGUGUUCCUACUCCGUGCUCUUCCAGUUGCAAUCCUAGCUAGAUUAUUAAAUCACCUUGUAUAAUUUCCUUUUACUCGAGGUUUAAAGCUAUCACUUAUUAAGCCACAUAUUGGCCUAUAUGAAGGGAACGACCAUCCAUUUCCCAACACAAAGUAUAAACAAGAUGGUUGUUGUGGAGAAGCCAAUAUUGGCAUAGACUAAUGAAAAAUAAAAUACAUUUAAUCCUUCAAUUUUCACUGGAGUCGCACUAUUCAGCGAGCUAGUAUGAAUUACAGCAAAUACAAAUCUGACAAAUCUGACACCACGCUGCUGCAGGUGGAAGAAUCUCUAAUACUAUUUUCAGGUAUCUGCCAAAUCUCAUGCUGUGCACCUUUGGCACGUGCAGAUCUAGCUUCUCGGCUUACUCGUAACAGACAGUGUCAGCCGGGGGGUUCAACAGAAAUAUACAGCGAACCCGUAAAGCCCUUAAUCUUUGACCUAUUCUUGGGUUUUGACCGGUCUUACGCUUUUAAAAUCUCGUGGCAAAUGUUUUUACAUGCUACGGUUUAUUAUUUUUGUUCUUGAAUUAAUUAUUUCUUUAACCAAUAUAUUUAUUUAAUUAUUGCAAAUACAACCUUGAAUUUCAAGGAUUAAAUUUCAUUUUCAAGUUUUCUUUCACACAGUAGCUGAAAAAUGGAGAAAACCGACCCUCAAAAAAGGAAUGAUGAGGAGGAGGAGGAAAGAGAGGAAAGCUACGAUCCUCUCAAACUUUGUUCCCAAGAGCCGUACCCAGGGGAUCAGGGUCUCCGUGACUGUGAGAGGGAGUUUUUGGGAUAUUACGGCCUGAACCAGCCGCCCCCUGUAGAACUGGAGGCAACCCCCAACCCGCAACUGGCCUUUGAAGAGUGCGAAAAGGCGAGACGUUUGUUUGAGGCGGGAAACUAUGAGGAGGCACUCGUGCAUUGCACAUGCUCUAUCCGUAACGCAGUAGAAAACGCAGCAAGCUGGAAACUGCGCUGUGAAACCUACUUGGCCUUAGACAAACCAAGAGAGGCCUUCCGCGAUCUUCUGGUGGCAAGGAAAGACAACAACACCCCCGAGAUAUGGACAUUAGGAGGUAAAAUCCUGAAGGCGCUCGACAUGCCUGUGUUGGCGGAGACGUGGCUGAGGAAGGCGACACAAGUCAGUGACGGGCAGCACAGAGAGGCGGCGCUGUUGUUCCAACAGAUCAGAACCAAAAGGCUGUACGAGCCCCUCACCACAGGGUUGCCUAUAGAGGUCAAAUUUGAAGAAUACGGCCGUGGUAUUUUUGCCAAGGAAGACUUCAAUGGUGGCCAAAUGGUAUGGCGGGAGGUUCCAAUCAUUUCCGCGCAGACGAGCAUUUCCCUCAAAGCUCCCGCGUGCAGCCAGUGCGCGCGCUCUCUUCUGACCGCAAUAGACUAUUUCGGCGACGACGUGUUACGAAGUAUGAAACCGGCGGAGAGGAGGGUGGUGGCCAAAUACUGGCCCCAGGUCUCUAUCAUCGAAUGCCCCAAGUGUCAACGCGAGAAAUACUGCAGCGAGGAUUGCCUCAAAGCGGCCUGGUAUCAACACCACCAAGUUCUCUGCCCGAAGAAGAACAAAGCCGCGGCGGAGCUCUAUGAUUUCUGCGAUAAGGGCGAGUUGUGCACGGAGGGAUACUGGAGCGCCCCUUUCAGUCCAAUGUCCGUCGCCCGGAUCUGGGCCGCGGUUAUUGCGGACGUUCGGCGCGCCGUCAAACAGGCGAGGGAGGAUGGAGCAGACACAGAUGAACCCACGGUUGAGAUGUGGGCACACGCUAAGGCACCUUACCGCCGUUUCAUCGCAUACGGCAAAGCGGGACACGCGGAAUGGGCGCACAAGAUGGUGGAUCUCAUGAAUCGUGUUUUCAACAAUUUCCCCGAUGGAAUUAACUAUAAGAUAGACAAUCGAGAGUUUGAGGGUCGAUACUACCAAGUCGCCUGCAACUGCCAAUCCUUUUCGGACCCACAGACGCCAUAUCGACGCUUCCUCUCCCGCAUGAAAGUGGACUCCAACAGCAAGCACGUGGUCCCCUAUAUGGCCAGUAUUGGUGAACCGAAAGAAGCAGUCUUCGGAGGACUUUUCGCUCUGCACGCUUGUCUAAACCACUCCUGCGACAACGACGUAGAGAUCUUGGAUUGCGAUGUCGGAGGCUUCCCUGGAAUCGGUGUCCGCGCCCGACGGAAAAUCGCAGCGGGACAGGAACUCUUCUCCACGUACAUUGACACCAGGACCGCCAGGGCAGAGCGUAGGGCCUGGCUGUUCCGGGCGUAUAAUUUUUGGUGUCAAUGUAGACGUUGUCAGUUUGAAGGGGACGGUCCUGAAGAGUGCUCACACUGCGGGGUCAAGCCCGAACAGGGCAAAUAUUUUCUCGGUUGUGCGAACUGUAAGAGGGCGUGGUACUGCACACCAAAGUGUCAAAAGAUCGCCUGGAAGAAAGGCCAUAAAAGAAUAUGCAAGACGAAGCAUUCUGACGUUGUCUCUUCAGUAGAGGAACCAGUGAGAGAACAAAUUAGGAAGUUAGCCGAUUUGUUUUACAAGGAGAUGCCAAAAAAAUUAUCUAAGCCAAGUGAAUCAAAGUGAAAAAAGAAGGACAUAAAAGAAUAUCUAAGGUGGUGCAUCCUCACUAAGUCUCACUCGUAUAGGAGCUGGUGUAAGAAACAUCAGGAAGUAAGCCUCUUUGUUUUACAAAGAGAUCCCCAAAAACUUCCAACAAAAUGAAAUGAAAUGCAAGAGAUUUAUUUUGAUCGAUAAAUCGAUCGAUGAAUCGAUUGAUAAAUUGGUUAAUUGCGCAAGGACAGCAAAAACUCCAAAUGCGGUAGCUGACCAUUGGACUGCUGGCUUUGGGUCACCUGUCUCAAUUCUUAAAGGAUUUUGUUUUUCCUCCGAUACUAUCGCUUUAAACAUCAUUUUUGGUUGGAUUCAAUGGAGUAUUGUGAGCCCAUGUCUGGCUUGGUAGGCCGUCGCAUGCGGACAAUUGGCAUAUAUUUUUUAUGAGAACGAAAGUGAUCGCUUGGUCACUUUAGCGCUGUGAACACCUACUCUUAAUUCUAGUAGUCAGUACGGUGAGCCCAAUGUCUAGCGCAGGCUUUAGUUUUAAAAGGCGUGAAGGAAGGCGAAUUAAUGACGCACGGUACUAUAUUGAAGCGGCACAUUGUGCAGUCUGGUAUGUUGUGAAUUCUGGGAUCUUAAUGCCAACCCCUUUCAAAGUAUUGAAAAUCGUAUUAAAUGUUCUUCUAGUUAUUUUGGUCAAUUUCAUUUGGCUCAAACGAAAGCUAUUCCCAGCAAACACAGAACGUCAUUAUUACCUUACCAUAGCGUUUAUAUCACCCCCCCCCCCCCAAAAAAAAAAAAAAAA